GGGGCUGAUGGGACCCCCUUUGGCUGUCCUUCUGGGCGCAAAGAGAAGCCGGCUGACCCUGUGGAGUGGACAGUGAUGGACGUGGUCGAGUACUUCACUGAGGCCGGCUUCCCCGAGCAGGCAACAGCUUUCCAAGAGCAGGAAAUCGAUGGCAAGUCUUUGCUGCUCAUGCAGCGCACAGAUGUGCUGACUGGCCUGUCCAUCCGCCUGGGCCCAGCCCUGAAAAUCUACGAGCACCACAUCAAGGUGCUGCAGCAAGGCCACUUUGAGGAUGACGACCCCGAUGGCUUUCUAGGCUGAGCACCCAGCCUCUCCCCUGCCCCAACCCAUUCCAGCCCCCAUCUCACCCAAAACCCCCAGAGUCCAGGAGCUGGAUGGGGACGCUCUCAGCCCUCCUAACAGAUUCCAGUGAGGGGGUGUUCCUCCCUACUCCUCUCUUCCCUGUGUUUCCCCAGCAUACAUACAUUUGGCCCCCAGCACAUCCUGUACUCCAUGAUAGAGGAGUGUGGGGUGAGAACAGGGCCUGCUCAUUUCACCCCAGGAAGCCAACCUCCCCCCCCCCAAGUCUAGGACAUUUUUGGAAAAAAAAAAAAAUGGGGGCUUCCCAUCUCCCCUAGGUCCUCUUCAGUUCAGCCAGAUGUUUCCUAUAUAAAUGUUUUGUUCUGCCUGUUCAUUUUGGUGGGUGGCCUUUCCUCUCUCCCCCACCACCCACGCCCCAUCCCGGUCUGCCCCUGGCCUCCAGCCCCUGGGAAUAGCCGGGGUGGGGUCCCUGGGUCUUCCCUAACCCUCUUUCUUUCUGUUGGCUGUCGCUCCAGCUGGCCGUAUUGCUUUUUAAUAUUGCACCGAAGGUUUUUUAAAUAAAGUUUUAAAAAAAAAA
Lynx canadensis (Canada lynx) is the source of this 877-nucleotide messenger RNA. RefSeq names its product sterile alpha motif domain containing 1 (gene SAMD1). NCBI's taxonomy places the organism in Eukaryota, Metazoa, Chordata, Mammalia, Carnivora, Felidae. Gene Ontology annotation, molecular function: protein binding. Bases 76 to 300 code for a protein of 74 amino acids. The transcript is spliced from 3 exons. The record is from RefSeq and is a predicted model, not a curated record.